Molecule: messenger RNA, 1237 nt
Organism: Psylliodes chrysocephalus
Lineage: Eukaryota; Metazoa; Arthropoda; Insecta; Coleoptera; Chrysomelidae
Source: the annotation of a GenBank genome assembly
UAAAAAGUUUUUGACGUUGCGGCUGCGGCUGCAUUUUAUGUUUUUGUCCAUUUUUAAUCGUUUCACUCACCUUUAGAAAAACUGUAGUCUUUGGAUUAUCCAAACGUUUAAUGAAACAUUUAAUAUGGAGAUAAAAAGUGAAUUGGAUUUAAGUGGUAAAUUAAUAAUUAAGGUACAACUAGGAGACGAUAUUAGAAGAAUUCCGAUUCACAACGAAUCUCUAACAUACGAUGAAUUGGUUUUAAUGAUGCAGAGGGUGUUUAGGGGCAAAUUAUCGGCAAAUGAUGACAUCACAAUCAAAUACAAAGAUGAAGAUGGUGAUCUAAUUACGAUAUUUGAGAGUAAUGACUUGUCAUUUGCUAUACAGUGCAGCAGGAUCUUAAAAUUACAAAUAUUACUUAAUUCCGAUAUGAAAAAUGAUUCUAGUAGUGCAUUAUCAUCGAACGAGGUUACUAAUUUGAAAAAGCAGCUCAGAAAUAUACGAGAUCAAGUGAAUACGUUGCUUGAUACAAUAGAUGUACAAGAAACAAAGGCAGUGAAUAGUGGGCAUCCAGAAUCUGGAGAUGCUUCAAACUUAGAUUUGAACCAGUCCAGUUCCUCUAUGAAUAAGGUUAAUUCCAGCGAAUUUGAUCCACUUCAAGAUAAGACCCAAAAAAAUGGGACUGAAGAUGUUAAAGAUAAUUCCAAACCGUCUACUCCACAGAUUAACAAUGAAGGUGCUGGCAGUCGACCACAGUCUGUAUCUAUGACCACAACACCCGGACAACAGUCCGUGGUUACAUCUGCGGCCAAUCCACAUGCCAUGACUGAUUAUUUUGGAAGAUCCUCGAGUGCUGGAAAUUUCCCUGGCAUGCAGUACAGCUCGUUGCCUUAUCCACAACAGUAUAAUUUUCAAUCUACUGGACGCUAUGUGCCCCAAGUGAUGGACAGCUCGCAGGUGCCGAGCUCCAAUGCUUACUCCAACCCGUCACAAGCUAGCUUGGCAUACCCCCAACAACAGCAGUAUGGCCACCCGCCAGUGGUGUACCCAGCUUCAGCUCAAGGCAACCCCUACUCGAAGGGCUUUACUCAACCGUCGCCCCAGCAUGGGUUCAUGCCCCCUCGUCAAUAGACAGCCUCCUCUUCUCUCCCACCACCCUCUCCCGAACUCUUUAACGAGAUUUUAUUUAAGAUUUUAAACUGGAUACAUUUUUAGUGGUCGUUUAAAAAAAAGGAAUUUGUAUGUUAACUGAUGAUA